This is a messenger RNA of Colletotrichum karsti, 2709 nucleotides long. RefSeq lists its product as uncharacterized. The transcript has a single exon. NCBI's taxonomy places the organism in Eukaryota, Fungi, Ascomycota, Sordariomycetes, Glomerellales, Glomerellaceae. The record is from RefSeq and is a predicted model, not a curated record. Bases 1 to 2709 code for a protein of 902 amino acids.
AUGUCCCAGACAAACCCGGCGGGAGAACCGACGCUGGAACCGACGUCACAACCACUCCCAGGGCCCCUGAAGAGCGUUUAUCGACAGUACAAACAGGAUACCAAUUUCGUGGCAUCAUGGCUCGCCAUAACUGCCAAACGAUGCGGUUAUCCAACCGAUCUUCUCUCCGAGACUACAGAUGGCUCCAAUCCCGGAGCUUCCCGUCCAAAAGCCACCGGCGGUAAAGGCAAAAAGAAGAAGCCCAACAAGAAACCCACGAAACCAGCUGGAUCCACAACCAAUGGCCCGAAGAAGUACACUGUCGCCGUCAACGAGUACAUUCCGCUUGCGCAGUUCAUUUGUAACUCGAAGAAGGAUGUUGCCGCCGUCCCGGAAUGGUUCGUUACGGCGAUCAACCGGGUAAUUCACGUGCGCAAGGAGUUCAGGGAUAGGCUGGCGGCGCUUGGAAGAAAGACGGAACAGGAGUCUGAUAUGAAGCACAACUACUUCGUCGGCAUUCUGGAAAAGGUACGCGAGGUUCUCAGGCCGUUGAUGACCGCGGAAGCCGCGCACGCAAGCGAUGUCGGUCUCUCCAACAAGUUCGAAGGCUUGACUGUCUCCGAGCCCUCGCAGGAAUUCAUCGACGCUCCCGAUGUCGAGAAGCCAAAGGUCGAUGUGGUCUACGAAGCAGAAGAAAAUAUGUCGGAUGAUGAGGCGAUGUUCAUCAUCUCACUUCUGUGGCAGGAUCUGCUGAAGACACGGUUUACCGUGAAAGCGCUAUGGUUUUCUUACUGUUGCAAAGACUACGAACUGCCGGCCGUGGCUGUCGCUACCAACACAGCCUUUGAUCUGGCGCGUCACAUGAUUCAAGAAGUGUUUCCGGUUCUCGAAACGCACGAAAAGGGCUUUUAUGGCAUCUUGAAGAACAACCACGCCCUGCUCUGGGACUGGGUGACAAUAGCCGGGCCGAAAGAGGCCGAGCAAAUCGAUCUUUCUCUUAACCCCUCCACGGAAGAGAAGAGAUACGUUGCGGGAAAGGAAAGCUACAUGAACGCAUACAACAUGCUAGCCGAUAUCCUACCCUCCUUGCAGGCCGAUGGGAAACCCAUUGGACCUAUCCUCCCGAUCGAUGGGGAGUUUACGGCCAAAAAAGGCAACGCAAGAUUCGACAAAGACUACAACUACCUGAAGCAGAUAUUCGAAGACCUGAUGUUCAUCAAUGAGCAUAUCGCACAAAGGUCAACUUCGCACUCACGCAAUUGGCCCCACGUCAUCGAAGACGCUCUCAUGCGCGGUCUGAGGGAAACGCUCCAAACUCGAAGGAUCCCCUUCUACCUCGUGUUUGCAUCCCAGGUCAUGAUAGACGUGCAUCACGAGCUUGACGACUCAGAUGAAAUCUCUAUGCCUAAGGAUGAGAUGCUUAACAAGAUGAACAUCAUGUACGAUAUGUGGGCCCACUACCACCGUGUUCAUGAUUCAGCAGGCACAUACGAUGACCUGGAAGAAAUCGACACGGAAAUUAGAACAGUCGCCCUGGGUUGCCUCCAAAUGAAAGACGACCCCAUCUACGAGCAGAAAAUGAAGCUUCUGAAGAAGAAGAAAGGACAGACGGCUGGGCCAAAGCCUGAGAAGCACGGCUUCUGGAAGAGACAUCCGGUUGCAUGCGGCUUACUUUUGUAUGUCUAUCAAUUGGCAGUCUACAAAGCCGGAAUCCACGUUUCCAACGUCACACGAUCUAUCGCCGCCUCAAUGCACAUGUAUAACGCCUUCUUGAGCGAGGGUCUUAUCAAAGAUCCCUGGCCGGAUAUGGAAUGCGCAAAGACGUUCUUCGGGCCGGGCAACUUUUUCGUUGGACGCCUCCCUACCAGCAUGGAUGAUUAUGCUAAAGCCAUCAUGUUGCAACUGGGACUUUCGGUUGUCAGUGUUAUGGAUCCUUCGAAGAGACGCGGCAAUACGCGGUCGAGAAUGUUGCAAGAUGUGCCGAACCGCAUGCUCAAGUGGGACGUUCCCACCUGGAUGGCCUUCGACACCAGAUACCUGGACAAGCUGGGCAAGACUGCUGAGGAUACCUGGACUGCGGAGGACGUUUACAGCAUCAUCGCCGACUUUAUGAAGAAAGCUGGCGGUCCUUCGUCGAUCGUCGAGGGAAAGAAGAAGCCUGCAAAGUCCAAGACGAAGAGCGCCAAGGAGGUUGACAGACAGCCGGGGAAGAAACCCCAAGGGGACUCCCUAAAGACCCAUGACUUGGUGAUCUGGCUUUGCCGCGCUCUCACGUCUGAGUACUCCCAGAUCAGCUUCCCUUUCGUGGUAUUGCACGCUUAUGCCUGGUUCAUGAUGAGGUAUAUGAGGGAAGACUGCGAGUCUUUGGUGAAGAAUGUCCUUGGGCCACCGGAUGGGAAACUCAAGGAAUACGCCUUGCCUUGUUGUGCUGCCCAUAUAUUGCAAGCAGCUUACGUGGUACCGCAUUGGGCGCAAAGCAGACUUAUCAUGGAGCAGGCAGCCAAAACGUUCCAGGAAUGCUUGUUUUCGAGGCUGAUGAUGCAGGAACCAGGCGGUAGCCGGUCAGUACCGGCUACCACUGGUGACGACAGAAUUAAUUGGAUAUGUGGUGAAGCUGCCUUGAUGUUCGUUAAGAGGCAGCAACAUCUGCCACCUUGGUGGAGUGCUAGUCAGGGUAUUCGUACCCAGAAGGGUGAUGAUGGCGAGUGGGAGUUGACCAAGAUGGAGUAG